AUGAACAGUGAUAGUAUUGGAAUCUAUAUAGGCUCAAAGAUAUCUCUCAUUAGCGUGAGUGAAAUUCGUUAUGUCGGUUUUCUGCAUGACAUGAAUACUGUAGAUUCAACUUUGUCAUUAUGGAAUGUACAAUCAUUUGGUACAGAAGGUCGUAAAGGAAAUGAUCCUAAUAAAGAAAUAGAUCCAUUUAAUCAUAUCUUUGGUUAUAUUCUAUUUCAUCAAAAAAAUAUCAAAGACAUUCAAGUCUUGGAAGCUCCUCCUUCCCAGUUUGGAUUGAUUUAUUUAUUCUUUAAACAUGUUGACUAUAAUGCACCCUAUUAUUAUUUACAACAAGCAUAUAACAUUGGCUUAUAUGGGGAUAAUAACCAUUUUCUCCCAUAUAUUGAUAACUAUCAUCCAUUGCUUUGUAAUAAUAAUUAUCCUACACUAGUCAAUAACAAUAUGCUACAACACCAAUACUAUUCUCUUCCUACUAGUACAAAUUCACUUGGGGAUCAUCAACUGCAAUUACAACACACUCACUCUAAUAUUGAAGAUAUAUCUACUCAAGACGAGAAGAAAAAUGAAGUAAUAAGAAAUGAAGAGGAAUCAGAAACAAAAGUAAAAGAGACAAUUAUAGAUUCAUUAGUUAAGCAGGUUUCAGAUUUAGAAUUUAAAGAAGUAAUCCCUCAAAAUGAAUCAAAAAAGACCCCUUGUCAAGGAAAUAUAAAUGGUAUUAAAACAGAGAUAAAGGAAACGGGUAAAAGGGAGUCAUUAGGAAAAGUGGACGCUAUAAGAUUUAGUCAUUAUAAAAAAAGUACGCUUGUAGUUCCAAAUGUUGAUUUUGAUUUUGCUUCUGCAAAUGAUAAAUUUGUUAGGGAAAAUUUAUUACAAACAAAUGAUCAAGGAUUUAUUGCGAGAAAAAGCAGUAAGGCUGAACUCUUUUAUGACAAAGUAUGGGUUAUGGUUGAUGCGUAUAAUAAAAAAAGGAGUUUUUUUGAUGAUAUUUCUUGUGAUACAAAAGAGAAAUAUAAAAAGGGCCAAAAGCGUUAUUAUUAUCAUCGUAAAUCAUUGUAUUGCAACAUGAUUUAUUUAAAUGGGUGUUAUUUUCGAAGUUAUGUGGAUGUUGCAUAA
Molecule: messenger RNA, 1113 nt
Organism: Cokeromyces recurvatus
Lineage: Eukaryota; Fungi; Mucoromycota; Mucoromycetes; Mucorales; Mucoraceae
Product: Scd6-like Sm domain-containing protein
Exons: 8
Coding region: 1-1113 (370 amino acids)
Biological process (GO): P-body assembly; cytoplasmic stress granule assembly
Cellular component (GO): P-body
Molecular function (GO): mRNA binding
Source: RefSeq, a predicted model, not a curated record